Messenger RNA from Spea bombifrons (plains spadefoot toad), 3671 nucleotides. RefSeq names its product UPF1 RNA helicase and ATPase (gene UPF1). The transcript has 24 exons. Bases 205 to 3504 code for a protein of 1099 amino acids. Gene Ontology annotation, biological process: nuclear-transcribed mRNA catabolic process, nonsense-mediated decay. NCBI's taxonomy places the organism in Eukaryota, Metazoa, Chordata, Amphibia, Anura, Pelobatidae. Gene Ontology annotation, molecular function: DNA binding; zinc ion binding; RNA helicase activity. Gene Ontology annotation, cellular component: cytoplasm. The record is from RefSeq and is a predicted model, not a curated record.
UUCCUGCGCGGUGGCGUGUGACGUAAUUUGCUGCGGUGGGAGCUGGAGCUCAGGCGGUUAGCUUUUCCGUUCGCGUUCGGUGUGCGUUACCUCUCGGCCGUUUGUAAGGUCACGGUACGUGCCCUUGUGUUAGUGCUUUGAGGAGGAGAAAUCAACUGGUCGUCCGGAAACCUUUAUCCCCAGCCCAUCACUCCGUUUUUCGACAUGAGCGUGGAGGCGUACGGGCCGAGUUCGCAGACGCUCACCUUUCUGGACACGGAGGAGGUUGAGCUGCUCGGGGCCGACACGCAAGGCUCCGAGUUUGAGUUUAAUGACUUCACGUUGCCUAGCCAGACGCAGACCCAGGGACAAUCCCAGAACCAGCUGGAUGGGCAGGUUAAUGGUCCUGAUGGCAUACUUCAAAAUGGUACAGUUGAUGAUGGAGUGGGUAAAACCAGCCAGUUACUGGGUGAACUCAACUUUGAAGAAGAUGAAGAGGAUACCUAUUAUACAAAGGACCUCCCAGUGCAUGCCUGCAGCUAUUGUGGAAUCCAUGACCCAGCCUGCGUAGUCUAUUGUAACACCAGCAAGAAGUGGUUCUGCAAUGGACGUGGAAAUACUUCUGGCAGCCAUAUUGUGAAUCACCUUGUCAGAGCCAAGUGUAAGGAGGUAACCCUACACAAGGAUGGGCCUCUGGGAGAAACCGUGUUGGAAUGUUACAACUGUGGAUGUCGGAAUGUGUUUCUCCUUGGAUUUAUACCUGCUAAGGCUGACUCUGUAGUUGUGCUGCUUUGCAGGCAACCAUGUGCCAGCCAGAGCAGUUUGAAGGAUAUCAACUGGGACAGCUCUCAGUGGCAACCUCUGAUUCAGGACCGUUGCUUCCUUUCUUGGCUGGUUAAGAUCCCAUCUGAGCAGGAGCAAUUAAGAGCUCGCCAAAUUACAGCCCAGCAAAUCAAUAAACUGGAGGAACUAUGGAAGGAAAAUCCUUCUGCUACGUUAGAAGAUCUGGAAAAGCCUGGUGUCGAUGAAGAGCCCCAGCAUGUUCUCCUUCGAUAUGAAGAUGCUUAUCAGUAUCAAAAUAUAUUUGGACCACUUGUGAAGCUCGAGGCUGAUUAUGACAAGAAGCUGAAAGAAUCUCAGACCCAAGAUAACAUCACAGUCCGUUGGGACUUGGGCUUGAACAAAAAAAGAAUUGCAUACUUCACCCUGCCAAAGACGGACUCAGAUAUGCGCCUAAUGCAGGGGGAUGAGAUAUGCCUCAGAUACAAAGGAGACAUGGCACCUUUAUGGAAAGGCAUUGGUCAUGUCAUCAAAGUCCCAGAUAAUUACGGUGAUGAAAUUGCUAUUGAGUUGAGAAGUAGUGUUGGUGCACCGGUGGAGGUUACACACAACUUCCAGGUAGAUUUCGUGUGGAAGUCAACUUCAUUUGACAGAAUGCAGAGUGCUUUGAAGACGUUUGCAGUGGAUGAAACCUCUGUAUCUGGCUACAUCUACCAUAAGCUUCUGGGGCAUGAAGUGGAAGAUGUGAUUAUCAAAUGUCAGCUUCCAAAGAGAUUUACAGCGCAAGGACUUCCAGAUCUCAAUCAUUCUCAAGUUUAUGCAGUCAAGACUGUUCUGCAACGUCCUCUCAGUCUGAUUCAGGGACCCCCUGGAACUGGUAAAACGGUCACCUCUGCUACCAUAGUGUACCAUCUGGCAAGACAAGGAAAUGGCCCUGUGUUGGUGUGUGCUCCUAGCAAUAUUGCAGUGGAUCAAUUGACUGAGAAAAUCCACCAGACAGGGCUCAAAGUGGUCCGUCUGUGUGCUAAGAGCCGAGAAGCCAUCGACUCCCCUGUGUCCUUCUUGGCCUUACACAACCAAAUUCGCAACAUGGAAAGUAUGCCUGAGCUUCAAAAGUUGCAGCAACUAAAAGAUGAAACUGGAGAGUUAUCGUCUGCUGAUGAGAAACGCUACCGUGCUCUAAAGAGAACAGCUGAACGGGAACUACUUAUGAAUGCUGAUGUGAUUUGCUGCACAUGCGUUGGGGCGGGUGAUCCUAGACUCGCAAAAAUGCAGUUCCGUUCAAUCCUCAUUGAUGAGAGUACCCAAGCCACUGAGCCAGAGUGUAUGGUACCAGUUGUCCUGGGAGCAAAACAACUUAUUUUGGUGGGUGACCACUGCCAGCUUGGGCCAGUUGUGAUGUGUAAGAAAGCAGCCAAGGCUGGACUCUCCCAGUCUUUGUUUGAAAGACUUGUGGUCCUGGGAAUCAGGCCUAUUCGCCUGCAAGUCCAGUACAGAAUGCAUCCAGCGCUGAGUGCGUUUCCAUCCAAUAUAUUCUAUGAAGGGUCUCUUCAGAACGGUGUUACCGCAGCGGACCGUGUGAAGAAAGGCUUUGACUUCCAGUGGCCCCAGCCAGACAAACCAAUGUUCUUUUAUGUGACACAGGGGCAAGAAGAAAUUGCUAGCUCUGGCACCUCCUACCUUAACAGGACGGAAGCAGCUAAUGUCGAGAAGAUCACUACAAAGCUGCUUAAGGCUGGUGCUAAACCUGACCAAAUUGGCAUAAUAACUCCUUAUGAAGGCCAGCGUUCCUACCUGGUUCAGUACAUGCAAUUUAGUGGCUCCCUACACACAAAGCUUUACCAGGAAGUGGAAAUUGCCAGUGUGGAUGCCUUUCAGGGUAGAGAGAAGGACUUCAUAAUUCUUUCCUGUGUAAGAGCAAACGAGCAUCAAGGAAUUGGUUUCUUAAAUGAUCCUCGUCGUCUCAAUGUGGCGUUGACAAGAGCAAGGUAUGGAGUCAUCAUUGUGGGCAACCCGAAAGCUCUGUCCAAGCAGCCCCUUUGGAACCAUCUGCUGAACUACUACAAGGAGCAGAAAGUCCUUGUAGAGGGACCAUUGAAUAACCUUCGGGAAAGCCUCAUGCAAUUCAGCAAGCCUCGCAAACUUGUCAACACCAUUAACCCUGGUGCCCGUUUUAUGACAACUGCCAUGUACGAUGCUCGUGAAGCCAUCAUUCCAGGGUCUGUUUAUGACAGGAGCAAUCAAGGACGACCCUCCAAUAUGUACUUUCAAACACAUGAUCAGAUUGGCAUGAUCAGCUCUGGACCCAGUCAUGUUACUGCCAUGAACAUUCCCAUACCGUUCAAUCUUGUCAUGCCCCCAAUGCCCCCACCAGGGUAUUUUGGACAAGCCAAUGGACCAGCUGCAGGACGUGGCAUGCCCAAAGGAAAAAUGACCCGUGGACGACAGAAACAGCGUGGCAUUGGACCUCAAGGCAUGAGCCAAGGAAACAUGCCGAAUAGCCAGGCCAGCCAGGAUGUUGUAUCCCAACCUUUUUCUCAAGGGCCUCUAACUCAGGGUUACAUAUCCAUGAGCCAACCAUCGCAGAUGAGCCAGCCAGGACUUUCCCAACCAGAAUUAUCACAGGAUAGCUACCUUGGUGAUGAAUUUAAAUCUCAGAUUGAUGUUGCGUUAUCUCAAGACUCAACUUACCAGGGAGAGCGUGCAUAUCAACAUGGAGGCGUGACUGGGCUGUCACAGUACUAGUGUGUUGAAGACGAGCUAAGCCUGUGUGGAACUUAGUUCAUCCACAUUUUAUUCUGAGUAAAAAAUAAAUAAAAUGGAUACCUGUUUUCCACUGCUAAAACUGAAGCACCACUGUGAGAGCAACAGGAGAGAGAGGAACGAGAGAGGGAUAACAAAAACCACAAAAA